Molecule: messenger RNA, 2393 nt
Organism: Daucus carota subsp. sativus
Lineage: Eukaryota; Viridiplantae; Streptophyta; Magnoliopsida; Apiales; Apiaceae
Product: QWRF motif-containing protein 2
Exons: 6
Coding region: 283-2193 (636 amino acids)
Biological process (GO): spindle assembly; centrosome cycle
Cellular component (GO): nuclear microtubule; centrosome; cytoplasm
Molecular function (GO): microtubule binding
Source: RefSeq, a predicted model, not a curated record
AACCCCAUUUCACUCUCUCUCUCUCUCUCUCUCUCUCACACUGACAUUCUCGCCGGAGAGAAAUAUCUCUCUCUCUAAAAUCUUGGGUGCUUAACUUACAAGCAUAGAAUUCGAAAAAGGUGGGAUCUUUGAAAUACCCGUCAACUGAUUUCGAUAUAUUCUUGAAAAUCUUGGAUUUUCCGCAGGUUUUUAGCACUUUUUGGGAAUCUUGGUAAGUGCAUUUUGUAGGUGACAAUGUGAGGUUAGUAUUCAAAUCUGUAGUGUGUGUUUAUUUGAGUUGUAAUGAUGGUAGCUGCUGUUUCUGAAGCAGUUUCAAGUAAUUCAUCAAGAAACCCAAAAGCAAGUCCAAUUAGUGAUAAUCCAAGAAGACCCCCAUUGUUACCUUCUGAAAAAGAUAAUGGAAUUAACCCAAAAAAACCCAAAUCAAGACAAGUUACUUCGAGAUAUUUGUCCCCUUCACCUUCAACUUCUAAUGCAUCACCUUCUACUUCUAAUUCAAGAAGAUGUCCAUCUCCUUUAGUUUCGAGAAAUAGUGCCAAUAGUUUGAGUACUCCUGCUACGCUUCCGAAAAGGUCAGUAUCUGUGGACAGGAGAAGACCCUUUAGGCCGGAUCUUGAGUCUAAAGUAGGCAAUGUUGGUGAAGUUUCUGCUGCUACUAAGAUGCUGGUAACUUCUACUAGGAGUUUGUCUGUUUCGUUCCAAGGGGAGGCAUUUUCACUACCAAUUAGUAAGACUAAAGUGGCUCCAGCUUCGCCUAAUUUGAGUAAUGUUAGGAAGGGUACGCCUGAGAGGAGAAGGACUAAUACUCCAUCAAGGGGGAAGCUUGAUGGUGGUGGAGAUCAAGUGGAGAAUUCUAAGCCAACUGACCAGCAUAGGUGGCCUGCCAGAACACGACAACCGAACUCUUUAGCCAGAAGUGUAGAUUGUAGUGGUGACUUAAAUAGUAAGCUAAUUGGAUCCGGGAAUGUUAUAAGAGCGCUUCAGCAGUCCAUGAAUGGUGAGAGUAGGAGGGCAUCUUUUGAUGGUAGAUUAAGUCUCGAUUUGGGGAAUACUGAGGUUAUGAAGUCAAUUGAGCAAACCCCAGAUGGUAAAUCAUUAAAUUUGCCAUCUGUCUCUUCUGAUCUCACUGCAUCAGAUACAGACAGUGUCUCUUCUGGUAGCACCUCAGGAGUGCAAGAAUGCGGUGGCAUACCCCUUCGACAUAAUGGGCCUCGUGGGAUUGUUGUAUCAGCAAGGUUUUGGCAAGAAACUAAUAGCCGGUUGAGGAGGUUGCAGGAUUCUGGUUCACCAUUAGCAACAAGUCCUGGGUCGAAAUCGGGUGUCUCACCAAAAUUUAUUCAGUCAAAAAAGUUCCAGUGUGAUAGUUCAUUGUCAUCACCACGCACAAUGGCAUCUCCUAAUCGAGGAGGUGCUAGACCUGCAUCACCUAGUAAGCUUACGCCAUAUGUGGCCUCAUCGCCUUCAAGGGGGAUGAUCAGUCCAUCUCGUGCCAGGCAUUCAGUUAGUAGUACAAUUAAUAGUCAUUUUAGUGAAACACCCUCGGUUCUCAGUUUUGCUGUUGACGUACGAAGGGGUAAAGUGGGGGAGAAUCGUCUUGUUGAUGCUCAUCUCUUAAGGCUUCUCUACAACCGGCAAUUACAGUGGCGCUUUGUAAAUGCAAGGACCGAAGCUACAUUGUUGGUGCAGAAACGCAAUGCAGAGAAAAAUCUAUGGAAUGCUUGGAUAACAAUCUCAGAUCUUCGUGAUUCUGUGACGAAAAGAAGGCACAGAUUACAGUUAUUGAAGCAAAAAUUGAAAUUAGCCGCUAUCCUCAGGGAACAAAAUGCUUUUCUAGAGGACUGGGCUUCCCUAGAGAGAAACCACUCUAUUUCGUUGCUUGGCGCAAUAGAAGCACUGAAGGCUAGCACUCUUCGGCUUCCAGUUGUCGGAGCAAUAGCUGACAUUCAAAGUAUGAAAGAAGCUGUUAGUUCAGCACUUGAUGUAAUGCAGGCAAUGGGAUCCUCGAUAUGCUCACUUUUGUUGAAGGUGGAGGAACUGUAUUCCUUGGUGGCUGAACUUGCACAAGUGUGUGAGAAAGAACGUUCUGUGCUGGAACAGUGCAAAGACUUUUUGUCUGUCCUAGCGACUAUGCAGGUUAAGUACUGUAGCUUGAGAACACAUUUAUUACAGUAUAAUCAUGUACCAACUACCUGACCACAGUUGUAGAAUUGAUCAACUAAGCUAACAUAACACGGGAAAAAUCAACCUAGUGAAGCGACAAGUGAAGUUAAUAGCAAGGGGAUUCUCAAUUGGCAAUUUUUCGUGACAGCUGAGGGCUUCUAUGUAUCAUAUAUGAGAUGUCUGCUAACCAUGUAUUCCGUACUUUUUUUCUUAAUGAUCUUUUAAGGUUUAAA